Messenger RNA from Oryza sativa Japonica Group (Japanese rice), 1904 nucleotides. Its product is annotated as NAC domain-containing protein 73. NCBI's taxonomy places the organism in Eukaryota, Viridiplantae, Streptophyta, Magnoliopsida, Poales, Poaceae. Gene Ontology annotation, molecular function: DNA-binding transcription factor activity; transcription cis-regulatory region binding. Gene Ontology annotation, biological process: regulation of DNA-templated transcription. The record is from RefSeq and is a predicted model, not a curated record. Gene Ontology annotation, cellular component: nucleus.
UCUCUCUCUUGGGGAGCGCGUGUGGCUUGCGAAGGAAGGAGGAAGCGGAGCAAAGGCAAAAGCAGCAGCAAACCGCCAUUGCGGCGGCAGGCAGCGCCCCGGAAUCCCGGGGGGUUCAAUAGAGAGGGGGAUAAGGGCGGAGGCGCGGUGUCGCUGGGGGGCGCAUCCUCCCCUCCCCGCGCCGAUCGAUCGAUCGCCGCCGCCGCCGCCGCUGCAUUGGUCGCCGUUCGGAGGGAGGAGGAGCAGCCUGCUUGGUUCGGGAGGGGGUGGUCCGGUGGUGCCGCGUCUCGCUCGCGGUCGCGGACUCGCCGCUGAUCGUGGUUGGGGUCAGGACGCACCGCCCGCGCCGCCAUGGCGAGGUCUUGGCUUAUAACUGGUAGGGGAGUUGCUAAGAAAAUAAGAAAUGCACCUCAUUGCUCUAGUCGCCCAAUAAGUGAAUUGGGUGCAGAAGCACAGAUGGAAUGUCCAAACUGCAAACAUGUUAUUGAUAACAGUGAUGUUGCUAUACAGUGGCCUGGGCUGCCUGCUGGUGUCAAGUUUGAUCCAUCUGAUUUGGAAUUGCUUGAACAUUUGGAACAAAAGAUUGGCCUGGGGGGUUCAAAGCCACAUACAUUCAUUGAUGAAUUUAUUCCGACUAUAGAUAAUGAUGAAGGGAUAUGCUAUUCACAUCCGGAAAAUCUUCCUGGUAUGAAGAAAGAUGGAACCAGUGGUCAUUUCUUCCAUAGAGUUUCAAAUGCAUAUGGUUGUGGUCAGCGCAAGCGUCGAAAGAUCAGUAACUGUGAUCAUGUUGUUUCUGUUGAACAUGUGAGAUGGCACAAGACAGGGAAAUCCAAAGCCAUAGUUGAAAAGGGGGUUACAAAAGGUUGGAAGAAAAUAAUGGUUCUGUACAAGAGUUCACAAAGAGGUGCCAAACCUGAUAAGGCUAACUGGGUGAUGCAUCAGUACCAUCUUGGGGCAGAAGAAGAUGAAAAGGAUGGGGAGCUUGUUGUCUCCAAAAUCUCCUACCAGUUGCAUGGAAAACAGAUAGACAAGUCUGAAACAGGAAAUGCUGAUGAAGAAUCUGAUGCAUUUGCUGCAAGGGUUGGUCCAAAAACUCCAAAGUCAAACACCCCACAGCCAUGUCGCUUAAAAAACAGUCCAUGUGAAACAGAAAAUUACGAUCCCAUCUUGGAGGACCAGGACGAAGAGGAGUCUAACAUACCUAUUGUUAGCCUGAAGGAUGAUGCUGGGAAUCCUGCGUGGUGCGCUGGAGAAACCCAGGCCGCGAGGGAAGCAGUUCAGGCCUGUCCUAACUUGGAUGAAUCCCUGCGCUGUCAUGAAGUUCUGGAUUCCUUCUAUCAUGAAACGUUGCUUCCUUCUGACCGCCCAAUUCUGUCCCAAGGCGGGAAUGAGAUUCUUGACAGGAACCUGAAUGCGGUGUAUGGACUACCUGAUCUCUACAAUGUAGACCUUGGAACACCUCCAGAUUUUCAGCUUGCUGAUUUGCAGUUUGGAUCACAGGAGAGCAUUGGCAACUGGCUGGAUAGCAUCUAGGUCGAUAGAGAAUUCGAAGUAAGGCGAAGAACUGCAGGAACUUUUUGUGGGAUCAAACUGCAUAGCUGAAGUCGUGCUGAACCAUCAAACCGUCUCAGAUAGGGUCAUCUGAACCUCAUAUUUUGCCUCAAAACUGGAAAGGAAAUGUUAUGUGAUGGCUUGUUCGGGGCCAUGUAAUGGUGGAAACCUCCAGCUAUUUAACUCUAUGGGAGAGCAUGUAGGUGUGUAGGUAUGUCUUAGUUCGACUCUCUUUGUCACAAACUUGCAUAUUUCGUGGUUCCUCCUAAAAGAUGAUCAUGAGAACCCAUGCAUUUCUAUUGCCCAUGGUUGAGCCAUUCGUGAGUCUAUAAUUCCCAGGUUCAUGGUGAUGA